GCUCAAAAUAUAAACACUGAUUCCUGCAAUUUACGCGCAGUUUAGAUUUGUAAGUUAAAUAGAGAAAAAGAUGAAGUUAGAAAAGUGUUUAACUGGUGAUAAUAUUAAUAAGAAUUUGUUGAACAUUCGCUAUGCGGUGCGAGGGCCCAUUGUGGACAGGGCUCAGCAGAUAGAACGGGAGUUGGAAAAGGGUGUCUCGAAGCCAUUCUCACGCGUGGUCCGCGCCAAUAUCGGCGACUGCCAAGCGCUUGGUCAGAAACCCUUCACCUUCGUCAGACAGGUUUUGGCUUUAGCAGCAUGUCCUGGAUUGAUAAAUUCACCAGAUAUACCUGACGAUGUAAAGGAAAGAGUUAAAGAAAUAUUGGAUGAUUGCACAGAAAGCUCAGUAGGCUCAUACUCGCCAUCUGCUGGUUUGAACAUAGUUCGUCGCCGCGUGGCGGAGUACCUCACAGCGAGGGACGGAGUGCCGGCCUCCAGUGACGACAUACACCUGGGGUCUGGCGCCUCUGAUGUUAUUAAGUCUGUGCUCACUCUCUUCGUUGAGGAUGUGGAUGGAAAGCCACCAGCGGUAAUGAUCCCCAUCCCGCAAUACCCGCUCUUCUCGGGUACCCUCUCUGAACUGGGUCUGGUCCAGGUGCCUUACUACCUCGACGAGGAGGCGGGCUGGGCGCUGCAGGUGGCCGAGCUCGAGCGCAGCUGGAGCCAGGCCAGCGUCAACAGCUGCGUCAGGGCACUCGUGGUCAUCAACCCUGGGAACCCUACAGGACAGGUUCUGUCGCGAGAGAACAUAGAAGAAAUAAUAAAGUUCGCACACAAACACGAGCUGUUCAUCCUGGCAGACGAGGUUUAUCAGGAGAACAUUAUUAGCAAACCGUUUCAUUCUUUUAAGAAGGUGAUGCACCAAAUGGGGUCUCCCUACAGCAACAUGGAGCUAGCCAGCUUCGUAACGAGCUCGAAGGGCUGGGCGGCAGAGUGCGGUCUGCGCGCGGGCUUCGUGGAGCUGCUGCGGGUGGCCGCGCCCGUGCUCAGCGCCUUCCGCGCGGCCAGGGCGGUGAUGCAGUGCCCGAAUGUGCUGGGACAGUGUGUUUUGGAUUGUGUUAUGCGUCCCCCCCGUCCCGGCGAGGAGUCCUACACCCGCUGGGCCGCCGAGCGCGCGCGCGUGGCCCGCGUGCUGCGCGAGCGGGCGACCACCGCACUCCGCACUUUUAAUGCCAUCCCGGGGUACAGCUGUAAUGUUAUCGAUGGCUCUAUGUUCGCAUUUCCGCGUGUAGAGAUACCUGCGCGCGCGCAGGAUAAGGCAGCACAGAUGAAUUUAGCUCCAGAUGAGUUCUACUGCUUACGACUAUUGGAAGAAACAGGUGUGUGCGUGGUCCCCGGCACAGGUUUUGGCCAGAAGUCCGGAACAUUCCACUUCCGUACCACGAUCCUGCAUCCGCGCGAUGAGUUCCAAUACAUGAUGGAGAGCAUCCAGCGGUUUCAUAAGAACUUUCUGCAAAUGUAUUCUUAAUUUAUGACUUUGCUAGUAAUUGGAUGUUUAAGUAUUUUAUACGGAGAAGUAUUCAUACAAAAUGACUGUUUUUUGGGUUACACAAAAUAUCGAUGGUUCUAAUUAUUAAUGGUGUUUUUAUGUUUGGUUGUAUUUAUAUGUGUUAUGUUUUAUUAAAUUAUUGAAAUAAAAGUAUUUUCUGCAA
Molecule: messenger RNA, 1691 nt
Organism: Colias croceus (clouded yellow)
Lineage: Eukaryota; Metazoa; Arthropoda; Insecta; Lepidoptera; Pieridae
Product: alanine aminotransferase 1-like
Exons: 10
Coding region: 71-1507 (478 amino acids)
Biological process (GO): biosynthetic process
Molecular function (GO): pyridoxal phosphate binding; L-alanine:2-oxoglutarate transaminase activity
Source: RefSeq, a predicted model, not a curated record